This is a messenger RNA of Tarenaya hassleriana, 1080 nucleotides long. RefSeq lists its product as uncharacterized. The transcript is spliced from 8 exons. The record is from RefSeq and is a predicted model, not a curated record. Gene Ontology annotation, biological process: double-strand break repair via homologous recombination. Gene Ontology annotation, molecular function: single-stranded DNA binding. Gene Ontology annotation, cellular component: Shu complex. The coding region runs from base 146 to 838 and encodes 230 amino acids. NCBI's taxonomy places the organism in Eukaryota, Viridiplantae, Streptophyta, Magnoliopsida, Brassicales, Cleomaceae.
AAAAAAAAAACUUUUUUUUGUUGAAAAAAACGGGGAACAAAAAGGGGAAAACUUUGCGGUUACCAUCUCCACUUAGGGUUCUAGAACGUCCAAACCCAGCACCAAAUUUGAUAUGGGCUCAGAUUGGGUCGAAGCAUAGACAACAAUGGCGGGAAGAUUCUUCCCGGCGAAGGAAAACUCCGUCCAUGGAAAUCGCCGGAGGGAGACUCUCACUCUCCUCUGUGGCCCUCCUUCCUCUGGCAAGACCUCUCUGCUUUUCCAAUUUGCUCACAAUGUGGCGAGUGAUUCCUCUGUUUCUGCAAGUUCUCAUGUCGUCUUCAUCUGCCAUCAACGAAGGAUGGCGAUCAAUCCUCCCUUUCUCUGCCAGGGAAUUGACUCAUCGUCUGAUGUAUUUGAUCGAAUUCAGAUGAAGUAUGUGGAUGAUGAUGACGGCAUCAGGAAGUACUUUGCUGCAUUCCAUCUUCAUGUUAACACCCCUGCCGCCGUUAUAAUCGAUGAUUUUGGCGAUUACUUCAGUGAUCGGAACCGCAAGGAGAGACCGACGAAUUCUCGGGCCAGAGACAUGGCGAUGGUCCGUACACUCGCUCUGUGCCGCAAUGCCAUAGCUCAUGCCAAGAAAGCUCCGUGCCAGCUUAUCUUGUCUGAAACCAGCAAUGGAGAUCCCCCAAAGUCAUUGUUCAUCUACAAACGAUGGGUUCCAUCCAUAUAUACGAUAAAAGGUGAUGGGAAUGGAUCAUUUCUCCUCAGAAGCAACGAUCCUUCUGAGAAAUUUGCCAGAUACUCUAUUGCUCUGCAAUACCUCAUUUUGGAGGAGAUGGUAGAUGAUAAUGAUAGCUAAGCAAGACAGAUGAUAUAAUAUAUAUAUAUAUAUAUAUAUAUAUAUAUAUAUAUAUGCCUGCAUAAUUUUGUAAGAAAAUGUUGAAAGCAAAAAAAAAUACAACAUUUCUUGUGACAGAAGGUAUCUUUUUAGUAUUGGGAAUUUGGCAAAUUGAUAUAUGAUUUCAUUACAAACAUUUCAUUAGACCUUUUUUUUUGUUUUUUUUUUGUGUAGUUUGAAAAUAUACGGUGAAAGUAGAGCUC